Molecule: messenger RNA, 675 nt
Organism: Theobroma umbraticum
Lineage: Eukaryota; Viridiplantae; Streptophyta; Magnoliopsida; Malvales; Malvaceae
Source: RefSeq, a predicted model, not a curated record
AUGUGUACGCAUGGUGACAGUAUCAGUCCUGUGACAUUUUCAUUGAAGCAAUCAAGUGGUGAUUAUCCGGCAUUUUCCUCUGAAAGGAAAUCUGCACGACAUGUUCUUUGGAUUUGUUUUAAAAAUGGCUUGCGUUUGCUUCAUCCAUUUAUGCCAUUUGUAACUGAAGAACUGUGGCAGCACCUGCCAGGAGUAAAGAGCUACUCAAGGAAAGAAUCGAUGAUGACAUGCCAAUACCCAUCACCAACAAAGGUAAGUUCAAGUUUCAUUCUUCUAGUAUUGUUCUGGCUUGGUUAUCCUGACAAGUGAAUCAUGAUAACUGUGGAAACAGAAAACUUAUACAAUUUCAAUUUCUGUGCAAUUACUGCUAUAUCCCGUUUUCCCUUGCACAGAGCUGGACGUACGAAAGAGUGGAAUACAAAAUGGGCCUUGUAGAGUCCACUGUUGCCUGCUUUUGCAUUAUGUCAAAAUGAUGAAGUGGCAGAAAUCAUUAGAUCAUGUGAAUUAGAGAUCUUAACCCUUUCAGAUAAAUUUGUGUUCUUGGUUCCACUGAGUGGUUUAGAUACUGCUCCAGCCGCAUGUGCAUUUGAGAAUGAAAACCUGAAAGAAGCAGGAGUAGUUGAAGAAGAUUAUGAAUGUACCUGGAUACCAAUAAAAGGUACAAUUGCAUAUUGA